Rhagoletis pomonella (apple maggot) is the source of this 2204-nucleotide messenger RNA. RefSeq names its product endoplasmic reticulum aminopeptidase 1-like. Gene Ontology annotation, cellular component: cytoplasm. Bases 714 to 2204 code for a protein of 496 amino acids. Gene Ontology annotation, biological process: proteolysis; peptide catabolic process. NCBI's taxonomy places the organism in Eukaryota, Metazoa, Arthropoda, Insecta, Diptera, Tephritidae. The transcript is spliced from 5 exons. The record is from RefSeq and is a predicted model, not a curated record. Gene Ontology annotation, molecular function: peptide binding; zinc ion binding; metalloaminopeptidase activity.
UCCUAGGUUCCUUUGACAAACUGCGGCUUACGGAGUUGAAUGUGGCUUGGGAUUAAAUAGGCGAAACCCUUUAUAUAAAACGUUCCAAAAAAUGGUAGACCAUUGGCGAUCAAAGAGGCGUCGUUGGCUCGACUAUGUUCAACGAAUGAACGCAAAUGCUCCAGCCCUAAGCGGGAACGACGGAGGUAGCUAUGGAAAGGCCAGGUGGAGAAAGACUUGGCUUCACUAGGCAUUUCCAAUUGGCGUCAUUUCAUUGGCUUUAUUCCACUCGGCCAAAAUAGCUUAGGCGGUUGCAAGUCAAUUAAAAUAUAUGUUCGCAGCAAGACUUCAUUUUAAUAACUAAACUAAUAAUUAACACCUUGACACUCUGUCAGCGCAUACAAAGAUUGACAGUCGCCUCGACUUCUACAAAAGCACUCAAAAGCGCACUACGCAUGGCGAAUACUCAAACGUUAUCUUAUCAGCGUCAUUAAUGCGCUAGCUUUUGCUGUCUAUUGAGUCGACUGACAAGCGACUUUACAAGCGAGUGAGAAAGUCUAGUCUGGCCACUGGUAACGCGUCACUGAGUUUUCAUUUCAGUCGCGGUUGUUAAGUCAAGACGAGUGGAAGUUCACUACGGUUAAGGGACAAUAUUUCUAACACAAAACUGCUACCGAUCUAAGCAGCUGUGGCACAUUCGUGAGAGAAAAAAAUCGUGUAAAACGCUGACAGUUAUGGGUGAGCGUGAAGCGCGCUUUCGACAUCGCCACUAUUGCAACCUGCUGCUGCUCGGCAUGCUAUUCUUCGACAUUAUUUCCGGUAUCGUGAUCGAGACAGAUGCCCUUACCAAUGCAGUCAAGAGGCUUCCUUUCAAAAAUCAAGAUGAAUUGCAUGUAACUUCAAUGAACUCCUCCGUAACGAAUGGAUCGCCACGUUCGUUGCGUCUGCCCAACACCACAUAUCCCCUACAUUAUUACCUACAUAUUGCAUCACAUAUACACCGCGAGCAGUUCGAAUAUGCGGGCAAUGUCACUAUUGACAUUGCAAUACGCGAAUCAACCAAUGAGAUUGUGUUGCACGCAAAGAAUCUCACCGAUUUCUCGAUAUCGAUGCGUGAGUCGUACACUCACGAAAAAUUAGAUGAUCUCACAUACACAUAUGACCAGCAAGCAUGCUUUCUGAUCAUACACCCGAUCGAAAACUAUCAAGCCUUUGAAGCGGGUCAACGCUACCACUUGGAAAUAUUGUUUAAGGGUCAAAUGCAUGAGGACACUUUCGGAAUUUACUGGAUGACCUACAGCGAUGAGAAAAAUAGCACAGUCUAUGUGACAGCUACGCAAUUUGAGCCGACCAGCGCCCGCCUGGCCUUUCCUUGCUACGAUGAGCCAUCAUUUAAAGCAAACUUCACUAUCAGCCUUACGCACAGCAACUAUUACACAGCCAUCUCGAAUAUGAUGGUACGUCAAAUUGAACCGAGCAUUGACGUAAAUGCUGCACUCGGUGACAAUGAUGCAUCAAUGGUGACAACCACAUUCCACACCACCCCCGCCAUUUCUACUUACCUGGUCGCUUUUGUUAUCUCCGAUUUUGUCUACAUUUCGGAGGAAUAUCGCGGUGUCAUGCAACGUAUUUUCACCUCACCCCGCAUCGCUGAUAAGGGACGGAAAGCAUUGAAGAAUGCUGUGCGCACGGUGGCCAUGUUUGAGGACUACUUUGGCAUCGAUUAUCCGUUGGCGAAAUUGGAUCACAUAGCAUUGAAAAAAAAUUUCGGCUCUGCAAUGGAAAACUGGGGUUUAAUUACCUACAAAGAGGACAAUCUGGUGCAGCAGGAUGGUGCGGAUUUACACAAGAAACUGAAGGACAUACUGACGCAAAAUCAUGAAAUCGCUCAUCAAUGGUUCGGUAACUUGGUGUCACCACAGUGGUGGACAUACGCUUGGUUGAAUGAAGGGUUUGCCACCUAUUUUAGUUAUGUAAUAACAGAUUUGCUUUAUCCAGAAUAUAAAACUAUGGAUUUCUUUUUGACUGAUAUUGCUGAGCGCGCCUAUAGUUACAAUUAUAUGACCGUGCGACCUAUGACUUACUAUGUGGAGAAAGAGUCGGAAGUUUUAUCUGUAUUCGAUAUCAUAUCCUACCAAAGAGCUGCCUGUGUUAUUAAAAUGUUUCAUCACGCUUUCACUCAGAAGACCUUCGUACGUGGCAUCAGCCAGUAUUUGCGCAAAUAG